AUGGGUAAUGUGGAAAUACCCAAAUGGUUAAAAGGCUUGCCUUUAGCACCUGAGUUUAGGCCAACUGAUACUGAAUUUGCAGACCCAAUUGCUUACAUAUCGAAAAUUGAGAAGGAAGCUAGUGCUUUUGGGAUUUGUAAGAUCAUACCUCCAUUGCCUAAACCUUCGAAAAAAUAUGUUUUUAGUAACUUGAAUAGAUCACUUUCUAAGCGUCCAGAAUUGGGUGAUGAUGUGGACUUGUCGAAUGUUUGUUCCUCAUCGAAUGGUGGUUUAAGGGAUGGUGGUAAUGAUGGGGAAAAUAGGGCGGUGUUUACAACUAGGCAGCAGGAGUUAGGACAGUGUGUGAAGAAAGCAAAAGGGAUGGUUAAGGAGAAUCCGCCAUCGGGUGUUCAUAAGCAAGUUUGGCAAAGUGGGCAGGUUUAUACAUUGGAACAGUUUGAGUCUAAGUCUAAGGGUUUUGCAAGGAGUUUGUUGGGUAUGAUUAAGGAGGUUAAUCCAUUGGUUGUAGAGGCAUUGUUUUGGAAGGCAGCUUCCGAGAAGCCUAUCUAUGUGGAAUAUGCAAAUGAUGUGCCUGGCUCAGGUUUUGGGGAACCGGAAGGUCACUUUCGGUAUUUUCGUAGACGGAGGAGGAAGAGGGCAUCAUAUCAGUCUUAUCGUAGGAGUAGAGAGAGCCCUGUUUGCAGGAAAAAUGAUAUGGAUGGUGCAAAGAAUUCCCAUAGUGAUGAUGUUAAAGGUGUUCUCGUUAAGAAUGAGCCAAGCAUGUGUUUGGAGACGACACCCAGGUCAUCUAUGGCAUCUUCAACUUCAUCUGCAGAGGAUAAUUUGAAGUCUUCUAAGCAAAAGAGUGUAGCUGCAAUUAAUGAUAUGGAGGGUACUGCAGGUUGGAAGCUUUCAAAUAGCCCUUGGAAUCUGCAAGUGAUUGCGCGCUCACCUGGCUCUCUUACACGUUUUAUGCCAGAUGAUAUCCCAGGUGUUACUUCUCCUAUGAUCUAUAUUGGUAUGUUGUUUAGUUGGUUUGCUUGGCAUGUUGAGGAUCAUGAACUUCACAGCAUGAAUUUUCUACAUACCGGUUCUCCAAAGACUUGGUAUGCUGUCCCUGGAGAUUGUGUAUUUGCUUUUGAGGAAGUUAUACGCACUGAGGCUUAUGGUGGCAAUAUUGAUCGCUUAGCUGCCCUGAGUCUGCUGGGGGAGAAGACAACCCUUUUGUCUCCUGAAGCGAUAAUUUCCUCAGGCAUUCCUUGUUGUAGGUUAGUACAGAAUCCUGGUGAAUUUGUUGUGACCUUUCCAAGGGCCUACCAUGUAGGAUUCAGCCACGGUUUUAACUGUGGGGAAGCUGCCAAUUUUGGAACUCCAGAAUGGCUUAAAGUAGCUAAGGAAGCUGCAGUCCGCAGGGCUGCCAUGAACUAUCUUCCUAUGCUUUCUCAUCAGCAGCUUCUGUACCUGUUGACCAUGUCUUUUGUUUCAAGAGUGCCAAGAUCCUUGCUGCCAGGCGCUCGGAGUUCUCGUCUUAGAGAUCGUCAGAGAGAAGAAAGAGAGCUGUCUGUAAAAAAGGCUUUUCUAGAAGACAUGUUAAAGGAAAAUGAUGUUUUGUCUGCUUUUCUUGAGAAAAAUUCCACUUGUCAUGUGGUGAUAUGGAAUCCUGAUUUGCUUCCUUGUGCAAGUAAAGAGUCUCAAUUGCUCAACAUAACUUCAAAUGUUGCUACUACACCAAACGAAAAUGCUGCCCAUAUUCAUUCCGACUUAAAUAGUAAUAGUAGUGAGAAUGAUCUGUUUAAGGAGAUGAGCUUGUAUAUGGAAACUCUCAAUGACUUGUAUAUGGAAGAUGAUGAUUUGUCGUGUGAUUUUCAAGUUGAUUCGGGGACAUUAGCUUGCGUGGCUUGUGGAAUCCUUGGUUUUCCAUUUAUGUCUGUUGUGCAACCAUCUGAGAGAGCAUCAAUAGAACUUAUGCCUGGGGAUUGCCUUUUAGUUCAAGAAGAGCCGGGAGUUUCAAGAAGCAAUAAUGCUCAGCCCUCUUCAGACCCUGAUAGCUUUGUUAAAGACUCCAUUUCUGAUGAGCAUGCUCCUUUGAAGGAUCUUUCCAUGUCUCUGAAGGAUCUUCCCGUGCCCAUAGGGUGGAACACUUCUCAUAAGUUUUUGAGACCUCGUAUUUUCUGCCUGGAGCAUGGUGUGCAAAUUGAGGAGCUGUUACGGUCUAAAGGUGGAGCAAACAUGCUUAUAAUUUGCCAUUCAGACCAUCAAAAAAUAAAAGCACAUGCUUCUGCCAUUGUGGAGGAAAUUGAGAAUCCUUUCAAUUACAACGAGGUUCCUUUACAAGCUGCAUCCGAAGGAGAUCUGAACUUGAUAAAUCUUGCAAUCGACGAUGAAGAUCAUCAUGAAUGUGGAGAAGACUGGACAUCAAAACUGGGUAUCAACUUACGGUAUUGUGUAAAAAUCAGAAAGAACUCUCCAUCUAAGAAAGUUCAACAUGCAUUAGCAUUGGGUGGAUUAUUCUCUGACAGAUGCCUCGGUUCAGAUUUCUUUAACAUCAAAUGGCAAUCUAAAAGAUCUCGGUCAAGAAUCAAGUCAAAUCAGCCUGUCCAUUGUAAACCAUGCAAGAUUAUUGAAACAAACAAAGAUGAAUUGUUGGGGAAUAAGUCAGAUGGUCUCACUGUCAAAAAAGAAGACAAACUUAUUCAAUACACAAGAAGGAAGUACAAGGUAAAAAUAGAUUAUUCCACAAAUAGGCUUCAAGGAUGCUCUAGAAGGUGCUUGCCAGAAGAAGUUUCAGGAGCUGUUGGUGGUGAUCCUGAUAAGCAUACUGAACAAAAUACUGUGAUUUACCCUUGCAACAUUGGGAUUACUGGAAGGGGUUCUGCAGGAUUUGGUUUUUCUGCCACUGAAGAUUCUGAACUGCUGCACGAAGUCCAGGUGCUUGAAACAGCCGGUGGUUUGACCUUGAAUUCUGCUCCAUCACAAGUUGCAGGUUCAAUUCUCACUGCUACUGUGGCUGUCAAAAUUGCUGUGGGGCAGAUGGAGGAUCAAUUGUUGGAGGAAUCAGACACUUAUCAGAGGAACAUCUGUAACAUAAAAGCCAGUGGUAGUUCAGAGAUAGAGCGAGGGAUAAAUGUGUCAGGAGGAACCAGUGAAAAAGAGGACUUUUACACCACAAAAUGCUGCAGUCCAUUCGUCGCUGCAGCUAAUGAAAGAUUUGAAAUGCAGAGAGAGGAUCGAAUUGUGGGAAAUGUUGACAUUAUGAGUGAGACUCGUAAUAUGGUUUCUGAAGGACAACACAGGGUGCUGGAUGAUGACAACGCUUCAAGGAAUGAGGUUUCUGAUCUUGCUAAUUCAGCAAUGUUGGAUAAUUCUUUCAUUAGCAAUGCGGUUUCUUCUCCUGUGAUUUUGGAUAAUGAAGUGCAGAAAGAACUUGAGACUAAAAGCAGAAUUAAUGGUGACCAAUGCUCUUCAAGUGAUGACAAGCUGAUGAAUCAGCCUCCUACCUCACUGGACGAAAGAUGUGAUCAUGAGCAAGAGACAUUUGCUGUAGAUAAUAAGAUGCAGCAAGAAACUGCCAUCACAAAUGGGAGUGAUGAGGAGGAACUCGUUCUUAGUAAUGUUAUUAAUGGACCUAAUCUUGUGCCUAUGGAUGAAAUUUCUGAAUUUCAUAGAGAGGCACAUGCUGCAGUCAGCUUGUGCAAUGGUGUGGCUUUUGAAAAUGGCGAGCUGCUGGCGUUUCAGACUACAAAUGAUUCCAUCAAGGAACUUACUUCAUGUUCUGUUACGCAAAUGGAAAUAAAUCCAUCUACUGCUUCAUCAGAAUUCUCUAAACUUCAUAGGCAGGACUCUGCUUGUAGUGGCUCAACUUUAGACACAGCUGUGCUACUAGAAAUUAGAACGACAAACAUGAGCACUGUGGAGGAAGUUGCCCCUAAUUCUGCAACCAAAAACCAAGAACUCUCUGAAGCUUCAAGAGACAUCUGUGCUAUUCAAGACUCCGAUGCUUGUGUGGAUUUAGAACCUAAAGUAGAGCAGGAAAUUCAGUCCAAUGAUGGUGUGACUGGAGACAGUGAAGUGCAGAAAAUGCACCAGAAUACAAGUUCAAUUAAUGAGGAAGGACCUGUUUCUACUUGUGUUAUUCUGGUGAAUCAGCCGACUCCUUCCCCUGUUAAAAAAUGUCCUGACAUUGAAGACAAAUCAUGUGGCGGAGAAAGUAUGGUGAAAUGCAAUGAAGUUUGUUCAUCUCAGGAGCUUGAGAGCGUUGAGUCUCCUGUGGUAGACUCCAGAUCAACAGCUGGAAAGGGCAGAAAAAGAAAGAGUGAAGUGGAACAGCUAACAGAAAACAAGUUCAAUAGCAAUGACUUCAUCAGGAGUCCAUGUGAAGGAUUGAGACCAAGGGCUGGGAAAGAUGCGACAUGUAAGAGUGAGGUUGAUGUUGAAAAAUCAGCUGCGGAGAAUCCAGUAACAAGGAGGUUAAGGAAACCUUCUGAUGUUUCAGCUCCUCGCCCAAAAAGGAAAGAAAUCACAAAGAGAUCUCAUAAGUGUGAUCUAGAAGGUUGUCGCAUGAGUUUUGAGACAAAGGCAGAGUUACAGUUGCACAAGCGCAACCGAUGCACAUACGAUGGAUGUGGUAAGAAGUUCAGUUCCCACAAGUAUGCAGUAGUUCAUCAACGUGUCCAUGAAGAUGAUAGACCCCUCAAGUGUCCAUGGAAGGGUUGCACCAUGUCAUUCAAGUGGGCAUGGGCUAGGAUUGAGCAUGUACGGGUGCACACUGGUGAGAAGCCAUACCAGUGCAAGGUUGAAGGCUGUGGUCUUUCUUUCAGGUUUGUAUCAGACUUUAGUCGGCACAGGAGGAAAACAGGACACUAUUUGAACACACCUGCCUGA
This is a messenger RNA of Dovyalis caffra, 4860 nucleotides long. Lineage: Eukaryota; Viridiplantae; Streptophyta; Magnoliopsida; Malpighiales; Salicaceae. The record is from the annotation of a GenBank genome assembly.